AUGGCUGGUGCAGCAGCAUUUGUUGAAGCUGAUAAUGCAGAGGAAAUAAUGGCAAGGAUCGAAACCAAAUCGCAGAAGAUUGAAAGCUUACUCAAACACUACAAACAUGUCGAAGCUCUUAAAACGGCUCUUGAUGGUUCGCCACCUAAAACUCUCGACGAACGUUGCAAGUCAGCUAAUUGGAUAGUUGUGCACAGAGCUAUCAUGGCGAUAAAGGAUAUCGAAGGAAUGUUAAAUUCUCUUACUGCCGAGUAUUACGACAUUCUCAUGAAGUACUUGUACAGAGGUCUUUCGACUGGUGACGAACCCACAUGCGAACAGUGUUUGAUGAUUCACGAGAAACUAACAGAGAGAGCUGGUCUCGGUUGCAUUCUCCGUUGUCUGAGUGAUACUACCAAUACCGUUUAA
Arabidopsis thaliana (thale cress) is the source of this 408-nucleotide messenger RNA. Its product is annotated as ARP2/3 complex 16 kDa subunit (p16-Arc). The transcript has 4 exons. Gene Ontology annotation, biological process: Arp2/3 complex-mediated actin nucleation; regulation of actin filament polymerization. Gene Ontology annotation, cellular component: cytoskeleton; actin cytoskeleton; Arp2/3 protein complex. NCBI's taxonomy places the organism in Eukaryota, Viridiplantae, Streptophyta, Magnoliopsida, Brassicales, Brassicaceae. The record is from RefSeq and is marked reviewed. The coding region runs from base 1 to 408 and encodes 135 amino acids.